Molecule: messenger RNA, 1879 nt
Organism: Cynara cardunculus var. scolymus (artichoke)
Lineage: Eukaryota; Viridiplantae; Streptophyta; Magnoliopsida; Asterales; Asteraceae
Product: L10-interacting MYB domain-containing protein
Exons: 4
Coding region: 159-1727 (522 amino acids)
Source: RefSeq, a predicted model, not a curated record
GGGUGGGGGCUGCCUUCCUCUUUUUGUUGUCUAAGGGAAUAGGGUGUUGUGACGAGCGAGGAUACCAUACCGGUAUCCUGGAAAACCUUAUCCCUACUUUUCUUCUUCUCUAAAUUCCACCGGCGAUAGAGGCGUACUAAUGUUUUAGCUUUUAUUUUAUGGAAAUGGGCAUUCGACACCAAAAGAAUAGCGAUCGGUUGCGCACUAUAUGGACCCCUGAGAUGGAUAGAUAUUUCAUUGACCUCAUGUUGGAGCAAGUUGGAAAAGGAAACAGGAUUGAUGACCAUUUAUUCAGUAAACGAGCAUGGAAGAACAUGAUGUUGUUGUUCAAUACCAAAUUCAAGUUUCACUAUGAAAAAGAUGUUUUGAAAAAUCGACACAAAACCUUAAGAAAUCUGUACAGGGCAAUAAACAACCUCCUUUCCAUGAACGGGUUUAGCUGGGACCAAACUCGUCAAAUGGUGACUGCUGAUAAUAAUGUGUGGGAUGAUUAUAUCAAGGUACACCCAGAUGCUCGAUCAUAUAGAAUAAAAACCAUUCCGUAUUACUAUGAUUUGUGUCAGAUAUAUAAAAAUAUAUCCACGGAAGGGAAUCUUGACACUUCUGAUGAAAAUCCAGAACGUGAUUGUAAGGCAUUAGGAACUGAGGGAGAAGACUGUCUAGUGAAAUCAUUGUCAGGAUCAGUUGGUGAUGCUAUUCUUGAAAAUGAGACUGGCAAUGCUGAUGAAGCUGAUUUGGAGGCUCUUCAUGAAAUUAUGAUUGAUGAAGAUUUUAGAGUCUCCAUCUCUAAAGAGUUUGCUGAUGGCAUUCCUCAAUCCGAGGAAGAUAUGGGAUUGACAUCAGGACGGACUCGUGCUAGGACAUAUUGGCAACCACCAAUGGAUCGUUACUUCAUUGACCUUAUGGUUGACCAAGUUCAGAAAGGUAACCAGAUUGACGGUUUGUUUCGCAAGCAAGCAUGGAUAGAUAUGAUCAAGUCAUUUAAUGCCAGGUUUGGUUUCAAGUAUGAUGUUGAUAUUUUGAAGAACCGAUACAAGACCUUUAAAAGACAAUACAAUACUAUAAAGAAGCUUUUGGAAUCAGAAGGGUUUUUCUGGGAUGAUUUACGUCAAAUGGUGAUUGCUGAUGAUCGUGCCUGGCAAGAUUACAUUGAGGCAAAUUCAGAUGCACGGCAAUACAUGACGAGACCAGUGCCUUACUAUAAGGAUUUGUGUAUUGUAUGUAAAGAAGUGAACACGAGCGAUGGAAGAGAAAGUCUUUCUGAUAAUCAUUCAAACCAAAAAGAUGAAGCGGGAAUCUUGAAGCAAACUCAUUCAGCUACUGUUUCCGAUGAGCAGGAGUCUCCCCAUCUGGAUCUUAAACGGAAGCUGGAGAACAGAUGGAGUUCAGAGCAUUUGAAAAAAGCAAGGAUGGAUGAGGAGAGCAUGGCAAGUGCUCUUCGCGAGAUGGCUACUGCAGUAUCUUGUUUGGCAGAUAAGAUGAAGAAUGAAGAUGAUGAUGAUGAUGAUGAUGAUAACUCUUCAAAGUUGAUUGCUGUCGUUAAAGCUAUUCAAGGGUUACCUGACAUGGAUGAAGACCUCAUCUUGGAUGCUUGUGAUUUUCUGGAAGAUGAUGAUAAGAAGGCAAAAACAUUUUUAGCCUUGGAUGUCAAACUAAGAAGGAAGUGGUUGAUUAGGAAACUUCGCCCCCAACAUUCGAGUAUACAAGUUAAACCAACACAGCUUUGAUACUAUCAUUUAAACAAUGCAGUUAUGGUUUGUGGGUGCAUUUUGGUUUGCUACCAUUUUCAUCAGCCUGCAUUUUUGUAAUUAAAAACACAAUUGCAGCCCAUGUAUAAAAACUAUAAUUCAUUUAUGUGUUAUAGACUCCUAAUUAAUUG